This is a messenger RNA of Hemibagrus wyckioides, 2599 nucleotides long. It is a transcript of the gene uts2r5, whose product is annotated as urotensin-2 receptor 5. The record is from RefSeq and is a predicted model, not a curated record. Gene Ontology annotation, cellular component: membrane. The transcript has 2 exons. Gene Ontology annotation, biological process: regulation of blood pressure; blood vessel diameter maintenance; neuropeptide signaling pathway. The coding region runs from base 417 to 1454 and encodes 345 amino acids. Gene Ontology annotation, molecular function: urotensin II receptor activity. NCBI's taxonomy places the organism in Eukaryota, Metazoa, Chordata, Actinopteri, Siluriformes, Bagridae.
UGCGAGAGAGAGAGAGUGAGAGAGUGAGAGAGAGAGAGAGAGAGAGAGAGUCUCCAAAAGGGCUCACACACUCAAGGCGCACAUCAGAGCUGCAAGCUGCAGAAAAGCUCCAAAUCCUCACCGGGAUUUUAAUCCGUUUCCAGCUACAAACCUGCGGAGUUUUGCUUCACCUUGACUUCUAAAAAUCGUUUCAGGAGACAGAUAUAAAUUCAGGAGACGCUUAGAAAAUUGUUUGGAAGUCAAGCACACACCAGGACCGGACUGGAAAGCCGAGCUGGUCCUCACAUCACAGGUCUCUAUCUGGAAUGUAACUGCCCUGUAAAGACCUGCAUCCUUAUUAACAAUGCUUCUUGUUACACUUCUUCCACACACACGUCUCUGUAUUCUUUAAACAUCGCUGCCUGUUAAUCUCAGCUAUGGGGACACGCGUGAACGACUCAGCCGUAUUUGUCAACGCGUCUCUGCCGUUUUCAGAGACUCCUGCGUCUUCUCAGGACACGGUAAUAACGUUUCUCCUAGGCACAGUCCUGGCUAUGAUGUUUCUAGUGGGCACUGCAGGAAACGUGUACACUCUGGUGGUAAUGAACAUUGCGAUACGUGUAACCGGCACUAUGUACGUCUACAUCGUGAACUUGGCCUUAGCCGACCUGCUGUACCUGUGCACUAUUCCGUUUGUGGUGUGCACGUACUUCGCAAAGGACUGGUACUUCGGUGACAUCGGCUGCCGUGUGAUCUUCAGCCUCGACUUCCUGACUAUGCAUGCCAGCAUCUUCAUGCUGACCGUGAUGAGUACGGAGCGCUACGUAGCCGUACUCAGACCUCUGGAUACCUUCACCCGUUCCAGUCACUACAGACGAUCCGUCACCUGUGCCGUCUGGCUCAUCUCCUUCGCCCUUUCUCUCCCCACCAUGAUCAUGAUCGAGCUCCGGACGAGCCUCCAAGACGGGGUUGAGAAGCGGAUUUGCCAUCCCACCUGGCAGAUGACAGCCUACAAAGCUUACCUGACCGUCCUCUUCAACACCUGCAUCCUGGCUCCCGGAUGCGUCAUUGGGUUCCUCUAUCUCAAGUUAGCCAGAACUUACUGGACGUCCCAAACCACCGUCUUCUCCUCAAGCAGGACUAAGUGCCCCAAACAGAAAGUACUAUACAUGAUCUUCGGUAUAGUUCUUACAUACUGGGCCUGUUUUGUACCUUUCUGGUUAUGGCAGCUGCUUAGUGUUUAUUAUUUUGAUCAUGAGAAGCUCUCUCAUAAAACGAUGGUGUGUGUGAACUUCAUCGUGACGUGUCUGGCUUACAGCAACAGCUGCAUCAACCCUUUUCUGUACACGCUGCUGACCAGAAACUACCAGGAGUAUUUGAGAGACAGGCAGAAGAACAGCACUGGCUUUAAAAAGAGAUUCCAUCAUUCAUCUCAAAGAUCUGUGUCGUCUGGGAGUCACCAGUUUACACUUUAAUGCCUGCAGGUGAACUUUUAAGGUUUUUAUACACUGCUGUUAAGCAGAUGAACCUUAUUUAUAUCAGAGAUGACAUUCUGAUAGGAGAGAAUUUACAGGAAAACAGACAUGACAUUUUAAAAGGAAAUGAUUAGACCAGGAAAGAAAAAAACCUUUACCGGCUGAACCACAGAAAAUAUAUAUAUUUUUUGGCAGAAAAUGGGAGUGAGAAUUAGGUGUGAUCUAGAAUGGAGCUUAAAAAGAAAAUCAAAAUACUCUAGCUCUUUUUAUUUUUUUCUGGAAUGACCUGACGACCUGUACCACAAGCAAGCAGACAAAAUAUUUUGCGUUGCUUUUAGAACUUGCCUGGAAACAGACAUAAUAAACAGUCGGCCAUUUUAAGAAAGUGCGAUUUGAUUCAGAUGUUUCUUAAAAUACAGUUUAAAAAUGUCUCCUUUAAGAUAUUAGGUACUCAUCCUAUAUAACAGACUAUAUAACAUGUGCACAGGUGAAGUUUUGGUAGUUUGUGCUUUUCUUUACAUGCUUCCAUGGUACCUAAAAUACUAAAUGAUUUAGUCGACAUUUUUAGAACAAUGAAAGCCUCUUAUAAGCCUUUAACAAACAACACACAACAUGACAUGAGUUCAUGACAUAAUAACAAUAUUACGGCUCCAAUAUGCUGCGGUUACCCGACAUCCAGAUAGACAGAAAUCAUAGUUUUACAUGGUUCACAUGAACUGAAUUGUGUGAACUGUGAAAUUAUGGCUUUUUGUCUGAUUAUCAUUUCAUAAAACCUAAAAGGAAUUUUAAAAAAACUGACAAACAAAGAAAACAUUCCAAGAUGGGGAGAAUUUUUUUGUUUAUCUAUAAAAGAACAACUGUAAAACUUUAGAGUUAGAGCAGAGCCGCAUAAAUGUAAACAUGAGCAUUUUUAUUUAUUUCAAUUUCAAUUGAAUUCUGAAACGAAUUUAUUUCAAAUCUACAAAAGGUCCUGUAAGAUCUUCAUUAUAUUAUGUUGAACUAUUUGGCACUGCAAAAACAAAAUGGCUUAAAAAAUGCACUGCUUUUCACUACUAACUAAAGAAAUUGUACAUUUUUAAAACCAAAUUGCUGCUCAUUAAAACCGAAGAGAGAGAGAGAAAAAAUUCGGUCUCACCUUUUAAAUA